AUGCUCGGUACGCAGUCCAGCCGCGUGGCGACCGAGGGAGCAAACUACAAUACCCCGACAACGAACGCGAGCCUUACUCCUGCUAUCUCUCAGCCGGUCUUCGGACAGGAGACCUGCGCAUUGGAGCGUAGCGGGAAUGCGGAACCGGUCCUUGGCGUAACACUACGCUCGCCCUUGCCGCCUCUGACGCCGGUCUCAGUUGAUGCCAGCGUUGCUCCAGACUCUCGCUCGGCGAGUUGUACCGCUGCCGACAAGUGUUUGGCAAGACCUAUGCACGGGACAUCGGCUGGGGCAUCGAAAGCUCCUCGGUCUCGCCGUCAUGUUUUGGAUCCCGACAGCCCGGACAGGUUUGGCAUCUCCUUAGCUGACGACACAGGUGUCUGCGGCUACCCACCUAGCUGCAUACGUACGGACCCUGACGACAGUGACAGCAACGAAUUACCUCUGGUGCGAAGAUCUUGGAGGAGGCGACGCCUCUUCCGCCAGCGACCAGCGGCUCCGGAGGGUGGCCUUGACUGCCACGUUCCGGGCCUUGCCAGCCCCGAUAGAUCUGGCAGCUCCCCAGCUGACCACAAGCGUGUCUGUGGAUCUGUGCCCAGCUGUGUACCUGCGGAAGACAACGACGACGACGAUGUAGACGAACCACCUCUGGUACCAAACUUCUGGAAGAGGCGGCGUCUCUUGCACUGCAGAUCAGCCGCCCCAGAGGGCCGGACGUCGCACGCGAGCGAUACCGGGAGUGCUCGCACGGGCCAAGCUUCGGACACACCUUCGAUGCCGCCAUCAUCCAUUCCGGGAACUUCUUCGGUCUUGGAUCGCCACAUAACGCCGAGUCAGGCUGAGGCGGACGACGAGUCAGUACACUGGAGUCCUCUGGGUGGCGGUGAUGUCGGGACACUGCCUCCGCUCCUGCCAACAGCCCUUCCGGGCUUAUACUCGAGCAGUCCGGUGCGCAGCGUGCUCAAGCCAAGCGCCAAGCUGGUGACGCGGAAGUGCAAAGCAACCAGCACCGAUCAUAGUGACUCAUCGCCAACAGCAGGGGACAAUCGUACGCAGCGUCAGGCAAGGGCCCCCUGUCGCGUACGAUGUCCUGCUGUACGCGCAAGCUAUCGCAAAGGGUCGGACCGUGUGCGCGGCGCUACAAAGAGUACAAAUCGCUUUCGACGGGUCCGACGCCCCGUGGAGUCGGUCACCGUUACUCGGCGCGCGCAACCUGUUCAUCGCAUCGCAGAACCAAAGCUGACUACUGCAGAGACGAACUCUUGUAUCGCAGGACCAACGGUUGACGGAUCGCAGGCGGUCAUCGCAGCCGAACUAGUUCGCGGCGCUGCUCGCCAUCCGCCUCCUAGUACUGUCACGUCAUCCUCACAGCUGACCCGCCCGCCACGCCACGGUCACUCUAAUUAUACCCUAGCGGAGAACAAUCUGCUAGUGGAGCUGAAAUCCCGGGGGCUGUCGUGGCACGAGAUUCAAAAGUCCUUUCCUAAGAGGACUAUAGCUGCGUUAACGGUACACUUCUGCAGUCGCCUUAAGAGACAUAUGUGUUAG
Baudoinia panamericana UAMH 10762 is the source of this 1548-nucleotide messenger RNA. RefSeq lists its product as uncharacterized. NCBI's taxonomy places the organism in Eukaryota, Fungi, Ascomycota, Dothideomycetes, Mycosphaerellales, Teratosphaeriaceae. The transcript has a single exon. The record is from RefSeq and is a predicted model, not a curated record. The coding region runs from base 1 to 1548 and encodes 515 amino acids.